Molecule: messenger RNA, 5553 nt
Organism: Auanema sp. JU1783
Lineage: Eukaryota; Metazoa; Nematoda; Chromadorea; Rhabditida; Rhabditidae
Source: the annotation of a GenBank genome assembly
AUGGUAAACGAGCGAGAGGUAGAAAGUGAUUGUUUCACGCCUCGUGAUUAUCAGGUUGAACUGCUUGAGAAAGCAUGUCAGCGAAACAUUAUUGUGCAACUGGGAACAGGAUCAGGCAAAACAUUCAUAGCUGUACUGUUGUUGAAAGAGUUUUCUCUGCAAAUUCUGCCUCCCAUAAGUGCAGGUGGAAAGAGAGCAUUUUUUGUAGUUGAUAGAGUUGCUUUGGUUGAGCAACAGGCUGAACACAUCCAAACUCAAACUUUGUUAAAUGUGGGUCUGAUGCAUGGAAGUUUGAACAAUCAAAUAUGGUCUGAAAAGAAAAAAUUCACCGAUUUUCUUGAAGCCCAUAACGUCAUCGUUCUUACAGCACAAAUUCUUCUGAAUUUGCUCCACCAUGCAUUUGUUGAUCUGUCUAGUAUCGCAGUUCUGAUUUUCGACGAAUGUCAUCAUGCUUUAUCUGCUCAGCAUCCGUAUCACGGAAUUAUGAAAAAAUACAGAGAGAUUCCAAAAGAUGAGCGACCACGAAUGCUAGGUCUGACAGCUUCUCUCAUAAAUGACAAAACUCCGCCGUCUAAAUUAGAAAGAAAACUUCGAAAACUCGAAAAAGUCUUGGAUUCUGCGAUCGAAACAUCUUCAAAUCUUGUUUCGCUCAGCAAGUAUGGGGCUCGUCCAACUCAACACUAUGUCAGUUGUAAAGAAUUCGAUGUCACUACCGUACCUAAAGCCAAUGAAAUAAUUGAAGUUCUUGAGAGACAUUUGAAGUUCUGUAAUGAAACAACAUUGUUUGCAACGGAUUUGGAUCCUCGCCGUCCGAUCGUUGAAGGAUUGACGAGAACCCGUUCAGUUCUCAACAUACUGGGGCCAUGGGGUGCUUGGAAAGUCUCGCAAAUAUGGGAGAAACAAUUGAAAAAGUUGUCGAAACAGUCUAUUAUGCCAGAAAAAGCUACGGACUUCUUGGUUAUGGGAGAGACGUGUAUGCAAACAAUCAGGAAGCUUCUCUCACCAGUGAUGAGGAAUCUCAAUACUACAGAAAGUUUCAAAGAGUAUUUACCACAUAAGGUUGUGAGGUUGUUGGAAAUUUUGUCAGGUUAUUCGGAAGAGAACAAGCUUUCUUGUAUAAUUUUUGUUGAACAACGCUAUGUUGCUUACGUUCUGAGUAAUCUUCUGAAAACCAUUUCUCGACUGGAGCAGUUCAAAUUCAUAAGGCCUGACUACAUUGUCGGUUUCAGUGGAGGUAGUUUGUCGACUGAAGAUAGUCAGGGACACCACAAGCGACAAGAUGAUGUCUUGAAAAGCUUUAGACGUGGUGAUUGUAAUAUAAUUGUCUCAACGAAUGUGUUGGAAGAAGGAGUAGAUGUGCGUACUUGUAAUUUGGUGAUUAAAUUCGAUCGUCCACUAGACUACAGAGCUUAUGUCCAAUCAAAAGGACGAGCUAGAAAGGCAGGAGCUAACUAUGUCGUGCUUAUCGAGGAACAAGAGCUUGGUCAAGUCUCAGAAAGCAUUCGUAAUUUCUUGGAAAUUGAAAAAAUUCUUCUCAAAAGAUCUCGUAACGUUCAUAAUCCUAACACCGCUUGGGAUAGUGAUUAUAGUGUUGAUGAUCUCUUCCCGCCAUAUAGAGUCGAAGAAACUGGAGCAGUAGUCAAGCUUUCAUCUGCAAUUUCUUUGAUCAACAGAUAUUGUGCCAAAUUGCCUUCUGAUAUCUUCACUAGACUUGUACCUGAGAAUAGAAUCAUUCCUGUUCUUCACAACGGCAAAGUUAUGUACAAAGCUGAACUCUUGUUACCUAUUAAUUCACCAGUCAAGGAGCCUAUUCGUCUUAACACGCCUAUGAACAGCAAAAAAGUAGCUCAAAUGGCAGUCUCAUUAGAAGCCUGCAAGCUCUUGCACGCUAAAGGAGAGUUGAAUGAUAACUUAUUGCCUGUUGGAAGAGAGUCAAUUGCAAAUAUGAUGAGCCAUCUUGAUGAAGAUCCAGAUGAAUGGGCUCCAGGAAUUUCAGCUAAAGUUGGUUCAGUUAGAAGAAAGCAACUUUAUGACAAAAAGGUUGCUCGAGCCCUUCACGAUGCGCUUCCUAAGAUGGGGAAACCAUGUUACAUUUAUGUCAUGCAUUUGGAACUUGUCAAAGAGCCAUCUACAGCUCUGAACCCCAAAAAGAGAAAAUUCAGAAAGCCUGAAGAAUACAACAACGUUUUCGGUUUCUUGAGUGAAAAAUUACUGCCCAAGAUACCAUCGUUCCCAGCGUAUCUGAGACAAGGUGAUAUGAGAAUUCAUCUUGUUCGAGCUGCUGAUCCGAUCGUUCUUGAUGAAAACACCUUGAAUUUGUGUCAACAUUUCCAUCAUUACGUUUUCAAGAAUGUGUUGCAGUUAUUCAAAGCUAAUCUUGAAUUUGGGGUGGAUGCCAACACUCCUAUCAAUACAAUAGUUGUUCCCCUGUGUAUAGAAAAUAUUGACGGCAAAAAUACUUACAAAAUUAAUAUGCAGUACUUGUCUGACGUUGUCAAGAAUAUGGGUGUUAUGCCCAGAGUUCCACCCGCGGAAGAAAGAAAGAAUUUCAAAUUCAGACCAGAAGAUUAUACUGAUGCUGUAGUUAUGCCUUGGUAUAGAAACAUUGAUCAUCCUGUAUUCUACUAUGUAGCUGAGAUUCUAAAUGACAUGAGCCCAAAUUCUAAUUUCCCUGACUCGGAAUAUUCAACUUUCAACGAGUAUUUCAUCAAAAAGUAUAACUUGGAGAUUUACGAUCAAGAACAAAGUUUAUUGGAUGUGGAUUUCACUUCCAAUCGUCUGAAUCUUCUCCUACCCAGAAAUGGCCCAGGUAAAAGGAAGACGAGAACGGAUGCAUCCAGUUCCCAACAACAAAUAUUCGUUCCUGAGUUGAUGGAGCGACAUCCUAUAAAUGCUACCUUGUGGAAUCUAAUAGCAGCUCUUCCUAGUUUCUUCUAUAGAUUAAACCAUCUUCUGCUUGCCGAUGAGCUACGCUCACGCGUGAUGACAGAUGCUCUGGGUUACUCAACGAAUGAUACUGUGCCUGGAGAAGACUUUGACUGGAGUCCGUUAUCCUAUCCAGCUACAUAUGAAGAGAAACAGUUCUUGAUUGUUUCGAAAAUUCAACAGUUGCGCGAGUUCAAUAAAACAACCGAACAGACAGUAGAAAUUAGCGAGCCUCACUUCCCUGUCACUAAUGAGAAUUAUGAAAUUGGUGUUUGGGAUCCAAGCUGUUUCAUGACCGAACCAGUUGCUCUCCCUGUUAUUGAUAAUGAAGUUGAUGAAACGGUUGGCUUAAUAUCAUCAAAUGUUCGUGGUGGAGAUAUGUCUGAUGAUGAAGAGGAAGGGGAAGCUAUAGUCAUGACUGAUUUUGUGAAAUCUUUGAUUGAAAUGACAGAGGCUCAGCCAGAUUUCGCUGCUCCGCGUGUUGAUUUGAUUGGAAAUGAAUGUGGAUGGGGUGACUUAGAUGAUCACGUGUCUGAUUCUCCAUUCCAAAUCAUUGAUAUUGAUUCGAAUGGUAUUAACAUGAGUGCCUUGAUGGCUGAUGUGAGUCGACAGAUAAUGCCAACCGUAGAUGUUUUACCAGCCACAAGAAAAGCUGAUCAGAAGGCACAAGAAGAUACGAUGAAGAAAAUGUAUGUGGAUGCUAUGGAGAAGUUCAAAACAGAAGAGAGAGACCGAGUUGUAGAGGAAGAAGUUAUUGAUUUGGCGCUGUAUGAUACAUUGGAAGAUGAUGCUGCGCUGGGGAUCGAUGAGUUUGAUGAUGAGGACGCCGAGUUCAAGGUGUUAGAAGAUGGCGAACAAGACAAAAACAGGAAAGAUUUCAAAUCCCUCGAAUGCUUGCCUAAGAUUAAGCGCGAAGGAGAAAUUCUUGCACCUCUCAAUGAUUUCAAGUUCUCAUUCCGUAAGCCGUCUCCUACCGUUUCGAGGAUUCCUGAGGAGGGAGUUCACGGUGACGACUUGAUGAUAAAAAAUCCUUACGGAGUCUCACCUGCGUUACUGCUGAUGGCUCUCACAACAUCUAAUGCUAAUGACGGAAUCAGUUUGGAGCGAUUAGAAACUAUCGGGGAUUCCUUCUUAAAAUACUCAGUUACCGAUUAUUUAUAUCAUUCACACUUCGAUCAACACGAAGGAAAGUUAUCGUUCGCAAGAAGUAAAGAGGUUUCGAAUUGCAAUCUCUAUCGUCUUGGUAAAAAGCUUGGAGUUCCAAACUUGAUUGUAGGAUCUAAGUUCGAUGUCCAGGAUUCCUGGUUGCCACCUUGUUAUGUUCCGACUGUAGACUUCAAAGCGCCCAAUUCCGAAGAUGCCGAAGAGAGAGAUAAGUUUAUAGAGGAUGUCCUUGAUGGAAAGAAGGAUGUCACUGAAGAGGUGAAAGCUCCCACUGGUUGGGAUCAGGUAGAUGGAAUGGACUCCAGAAAGUUAGUGGAUGGCGUGGAAACUAUUACAUUUACCAAGCCAUCCGCUUCUUCAGCUGCGAUGGAAGAAAUUUCCCCGCUUCCUUAUAAUAUGCUUACUCAACAAUACAUUAGCGACAAAUCUAUUGCUGAUGCCGUUGAAGCUAUCAUUGGAGCUCAUCUCCUAACACUUGGCCCUAAACCAACUCUGAAAGUUAUGAAAUGGAUUGGCCUGAAAGUAUUGGUUGAUGACGUUGUAUCUCAAGCACCUCUUUUACGUUUUAUUGACACACCGGAGCAUCCUACUCGAUCAGAAGAUCAACUUUCUCUUCUGUUCACUCAAUAUAAGUUCGGUGAUUUGGAGGAAGUAAUAGGAUAUCGCUUCCACGAUAAAGCCUAUCUUCUACAAGCCUUUACACACGCUAGUUAUUAUAAAAACCGUAUCACUGGAUGCUAUCAGAGACUCGAGUUUUUGGGUGACGCUGUGUUGGAUUACAUGAUCACAAGAUUUUUAUUUGAGGAUGGUCGUCAAUAUAGUCCCGGGGUGUUGACAGAUUUGCGGUCGGCCCUUGUCAACAACACAAUCUUUGCCAGCUUAGCUGUGAAGUUUGAAUUUCAUAAGCAUUUUCUGGCUAUGUGUCCAGGCUUACAUCACAUGAUUGAGAAGUUCGUAGCAUUAUGUCGUGAGAGAAACUUUUUUGAUGCCAAUUUCAAUGCGGAGAUGUACAUGGUAACGACUGAGGAAGAGUUUGAUGAAGGACAAGAAGAAGAUAUUGAAGUUCCCAAGGCGUUAAGUGACAUCUUCGAAAGUGUCGCAGGUGCUAUAUAUCUGGAUUCUGGUCGCAAUCUCGAUGUUGUUUGGAGAGUUUUUCAUAAUUUAAUGAAGAGUACUAUCGAAGAAUGCUGUGCUAACCCCCCAAGAUCUCCAAUCAGAGAACUUAUGGAGCUCGAGCCAACAAAGACUAGAUUCAGCAAAAUGGAAAGAAUCACAGAAAAUGGAAAAGUGCGAGUAACUGUUGAAGUGAGCAAUAAGAUGAAGUUCACUGGAAUGGGAAGGAAUUAUAGGAUCGCUAAGACGACAGCGGCCAAGCGGGCGUUGAGAUACUUGAAAUCUUUGGAAGAGCAGAAGCUCCGAGAGAUGACGAAGAAAAACGAAUCUGUAUUCUCUCAGAAUGAUUAA